Messenger RNA from Polypterus senegalus (gray bichir), 4327 nucleotides. RefSeq names its product ubiquitin-conjugating enzyme E2G 1a (UBC7 homolog, yeast) (gene ube2g1a). Gene Ontology annotation, molecular function: ubiquitin conjugating enzyme activity. The transcript has 6 exons. Lineage: Eukaryota; Metazoa; Chordata; Cladistia; Polypteriformes; Polypteridae. The coding region runs from base 274 to 786 and encodes 170 amino acids. Gene Ontology annotation, biological process: proteasome-mediated ubiquitin-dependent protein catabolic process; protein polyubiquitination. The record is from RefSeq and is a predicted model, not a curated record.
GUAGUCUUUUCGUGGCGCUUAUAGUUGUGAGGUUCACAUCACUGUAGAUUCACACCGCACUUGCUUUCCUUGUAGUUGUUUCUUCUUCAUUUUGAUUUGUUUUGAAGAUCGAGUUUUUUUUUUUCCUUCCCGCCCCUGGAAGGCACUAGCCAGAGUCGCCGUGAGGAAUCUGCGUUUCAGUCUUUGUUUCAUAGCGUUUCCGUUGGUUGGUCGCGCUUCUCUGCAGGCUUUAGUUGCGGUCUUUUUCUUAUUCGUAGGACCUCGACCGAAGCCAUGACGGAGCCGCAGUCGGCACUAUUACUAAGGAGACAGCUGGCGGAACUGAACAAAAAUCCAGUGGAAGGCUUCUCUGCAGGAUUGAUAGACGAUAACGACCUUUACCGAUGGGAAGUGCUCAUCAUUGGUCCCCCUGAUACACUCUAUGAAGGAGGGGUGUUCAAGGCACAUCUAACUUUUCCCAAAGACUAUCCUCUUAAGCCUCCAAAGAUGAAAUUUAUUACGGAGAUCUGGCAUCCAAAUGUUGACAAAAACGGUGAUGUGUGCAUUUCCAUACUUCAUGAGCCUGGAGAAGAUAAGUAUGGUUAUGAAAAACCUGAGGAGCGCUGGUUACCAAUUCACACUGUGGAAACAAUUAUGAUAAGUGUCAUCUCUAUGUUGGCAGAUCCCAAUGGAGAUUCACCUGCUAAUGUGGAUGCAGCAAAAGAAUGGCGGGAAGAUAGGAAUGGUGAAUUCAAAAAGAAAGUAGCUCGCUGUGUAAGAAAAAGCCAAGAGACUGCCUUUGACUGACCUUUAUUCAGCUGCUGGUAGCUACAGAUUUUCAGGGUCUCCAGUUGAGAAACAUGGCACUGUUUUUUUUACCUGCACUCUACCCACCUAUUGCUGGACUUGUCGUUUAAUACAGGUUGGCAGACACAUACAGAUUUGCAAGGUGGCUAGUAGCAGAAAGAAAAUGUAGCCACAGCAUUGAAAGUGCCAACUCCCAGAAGAUCAUGCAAUUCUUAUGAAGUCCUGCGAACUGCUUAAUUUCAGGAAAAACUGUAAAGUUGUGUACAUAGCACAAACAUGAACCGAGUAAUAUAUAAACUUCAUCUUCAUUCAGCACUGCACAUAGAACCAAAUAAAUAGUGCUUCUGUAGUUAGAAUAUGAACAGUGUACAUCCUGCCAGAGUUUAGUCAUCCUGCCCAUAUCCUGUAACUUGGUGCAAUUACAGGUUACUCUGAAGAAAGCCAUGUCAAUUGAUAACUGGGUAGCAGACUUCAGUUGACAACAUUUUCUAAUUCUUUAACUGUGAAAAAUGCAUUUUCAGGUUCACCUUUCUUUGGCUAUCUGAUCUUGGAAGCCACCUUAUUAAAAUCAUGGCGGCUAUGUUUACUCUCCCCUUCCCCACUUGCGGGUGUAACUCUAAGUCAGGGCCUUGUGGUUUUAACUUUAAACUUAAGCGGGAUGUUUAAUACCCUGGAUGGCAUCUUUUAAAGCACCUCUGCCUAUUUGGGCUGAAAUUGGCUUGUAAGGUAAGUGAUGUUAAAGCCUGUGGAAAUUUUUUUUUUUCUCUAUUAUUGCUUUUCUUUUCCUUCAGAAGUGCCUCCUGUUCAAAUGGUUGGUUUUUUCCUCCCCACUUUCAAUAUGAACACAUGAAAGCCCAACAGAUACCUGCUUCAUUUAAAAUUACAGGUGAAUGGGAAAAUGUUUGGUGUAGCAAUAACCAGCCUUGCCUCACCCUAGCGCACUAUGGAAUGGUGCCACGUCCAUUUUAAGCUUUCUGUGUGAUUUGAAGGUCUUAGAAGCCAAUACCCACUAAAGAAGAUGUCAUUUUAUUGGCUUGUGUCUGUGUUUUUUAGGUAGGGAUGUGAAGCAUGCUUUCAAUGUAGGUCUACUUGUGGGCAGUUUUCAGGUUUGGUAUUCAAGACUGUGUGUCUGAUUUUAAAAUGCCUUUUGUUUAAUGGCUCUUAAACUACUGCAUUUUUUUCUUGCAUAAUGUACAAAGACAAAAGACUGUAUAUUUUUCAUGUAAUGGAAAUUGUCUCAUGUAGUGUUCUUCCAAAAUAUAUAUAUUUUCCAGUAGAUAUUUCUGUAAAUUGACAAUUAAUGACAUUUUGUCAAAGGGUGACAAAGGAGAAUGGGGAGGAGGGUGGACAUGGGCAGAAACUGGGGCUGAGGACUUAUGGAUGAAUUUUGAGGUAGAGGUAAGGGUUGCAAAUAAGCGUUCAAGAAAGACCUAAAUGUUUUUCAUGGUUAAGGGCUGUUUUUUUUUUUUUAUAUAUAUAUAUAUAAAUAUAUAUUAAAAGUGUAUUGCUUCUUAUACCUCUUAUAAAUUCAACGCUCAAACUAAAUUGUCCUAGUACCGUUCCAUAAUAUUUAAGUGUGUUGCAUGUCGCCUUGUGAAUUCAGAAAUGUUUAUUUUGAGAUGGUUUCAGUGUACUUGCUACAUCUACUUGAAUAUUAAUUUACUGAGACUUUUUUUUUAUUUUGAGGUUCUCGUUUGAAUUAUACAGUAUUAUGUCAUCUUUGAAAGAGGCGACUUGUCCUAACAUCUCUUGACAACGCAUCUUCAGUAUCAAUUUUCCUUUUACAUUAAACUGGUGAUUCUUUAAGAUGCCAUACAAAUUUCACUUAAACUGCAUGACAUACUAGGGUUUGUGUUUAGGGUAUUUCAUCCUUCCAUCAAACUCAUUUAGUGGUUUCAAAUGUACCACAAGUUCAUUUUAGCUAUGCUUAUGCUCGAAGGAUGUAAACGUUCAGGGAAUGUGACAGACCUAUGAUGAUGUAUUAGAAUCAACCAUAGAAUAAUUAAGUAAUAUCUUUGGCAAACUCAUUGAGGACAUGCAACUUUUUAUGUAUAGAAAAAAAUUCAUAUAUGCCAGCUAAACUCAUGCCUAACCUCUGCUGUUCUGAGUACACAGUUGCUUUUGAAGAAGAUUAUUCUGAAUCCUCCUUUUCUAGUUAUGAAUAACUUGGACCAACUUUCUCUACUUUCAUCCUGAGAAUGCAAAGUCUGCUAAAUGUACGUCAUGGCUCCUGCCAGAGCUUUGUUGGAUUGGGUGUUGGGGCAGGACAGACCUUUUUAGAUACAUCUGCUUUAUUUCUGCCAGAAUACAACUAAUUCGUUGUUAGUUUAUAUAGUGUUUGACUGCAUAAUUUGAGAGGUUUUAUGUAGUCAUAUUUGAAUAGUACUGCAAUUUAAAUUCAGUGUCUUUAGCAAUAAAGUGAUCUGGGUCUCAUUUUCAUUUAAUAUAGUUAUUCCACACUAUCACCAUCAAGCUAGAUUUUUCUUAAUAGUGUAAAGUCAAGAGCUGGAAUUUGAUUUUGCAUGAACAUACUUUAAAGAGAAAAGUCAUGAGGCAGACAUGGAAAAGGAAUUGCCUCUACUAUGAAGACUGGUUCAUUUGAUAAAGUCUCAGUGAUUAUCUCUAAAGCCCUCCCAGGUUGUUUUAAGCACUUAUGUGAAAGCAAACCAGUAUUUAUAAAAUGGUUGGUACAAUGUGUGUGGAUAAGUUAAUACGUACUGGGGGGGUUGGGGGUAGGAGGGUUGCAGAAUUAAGACCUGUAUCUACAUCUCUUGUCUCCAGUUCCUUCAAGAAGUGCAGAUUAUCUUUAGGCUUGAGGCAAUCAUUUUGUGUGUUUUAGUGUGUGAUGGUGGGUUGUGUGUUUUGAUUGAAGAAAUACUGAUCCGUGAAAGGUUGUCUUUUACUGCUGCUUCAGAUGGCCAUUUAGUUAAUCUAACAUUUAUUUAUGUACUAAUCAAUGCUUGUGGCUUAAUGGAAUAUUUGGGACAAAUUAAACACCUUCAUUUCAAAGACCACAUAUCAAUCUUCAAAUUAGUUUAAGUGACUUCGAACAAACUUUGGCAGUUGGAAAAAAACCCAUAUUGCAUCAGGCUAAACUAUUAUGAGACGGGUACCUAAAUUAAUGGCAGCAACUACAAAACAGUACUAAUGUAGAUGUGAAAUGUACUGAUAUGAGAAGCACCAAAUGAGUACAAAAAAGUAUAGUACUUUUUUAAAAUCAUGUGUUUUUCAAAAAUGACAAAGUAACCCCAUGCAUACCGUACUACAAGAUGCAGGUCUUCAUUGUGGUGAUGCCUUAAUUGGUUUAAUCUUGGAACAAAGGGGGCAUUUAUUUGGACAGUACAAUAAGGUAGGUGCUACUUUGUUAGUUCUAAAAAUGAUUUGGACAAAUAGAGCAAGUUGAUUGUGUUGCCAAUUACUUUAUAAAGUAGAUUAACAUGUACCUUACUGCAAAGAAUUGGUGAGGUCCUGAUUGAACUAUAGCACUCGAAUGAUCAGUCAAUAAAUAGAAAUAAUUAAAGGUUAAGACGAUGACUUUUAA